Amaranthus tricolor (Joseph's coat) is the source of this 2391-nucleotide messenger RNA. RefSeq lists its product as uncharacterized. The record is from RefSeq and is a predicted model, not a curated record. The transcript has 2 exons. Bases 1 to 2391 code for a protein of 796 amino acids. NCBI's taxonomy places the organism in Eukaryota, Viridiplantae, Streptophyta, Magnoliopsida, Caryophyllales, Amaranthaceae. Gene Ontology annotation, molecular function: nucleic acid binding; zinc ion binding.
AUGGAAGCAAGAAUGGAGGCUGUAGAGGCAUUCGUACAAAUGAUAAUGCAAAGAGGAUUUCCACAGGGACAACCCCAUCACCCUAAUAAUGAUCAGGAGGAUAAAAUGUUGAGGAUAGACAUGAAGGAAUUUGAUGGACAGUCCAGCAAUCCUGAGGAUUAUAUAGAAUGGGAAGCAAGUAUGGAAAGAUACUUUGAAUAUAGAGGAACUACACCUGAAGGACAGUACAAAGUGGCAAAAAUGAAACUCACUAAACUUGCUGCUAUGUGGUUGGAAGGAAUACAAAGGCAGAGGGCAAGGGAACAUAGGGAAAGAAUUGAUACUUGGGAUAAAUUGAAAAAGCACUUGAACAGGAAGUAUGUUCCCAUCAAUUUCAAGCAUCAAAUGUACAUUAAGUGGAGCACUCUUAGUCAAAAGGGCAGAACUGUGACUGAAUACAUGGAAAAGUUGGUGGUGAUGUGUGAUAUAGAGGAUGCAGAGGACUUGAAACUGACUAAGUUUUUAUCUGGGUUGAGAGAAGACAUUAGGGAUCAACUCAUGACCAUGCCUACACUAGACCUACAAACAGCUUUUAACCUAGCCCCAAUCUAUGAGCAAAACUUCAAUAAGAGAAGGGUGACAGGGAACAACUACAACAGAUCCCCUAAGGCAUACCCACCCAAACAAUCUAGACCUAUAUCACCCAAGGCCCAGAGAAAAACAGAGCAAAACCUCAAUGCCCCUGACAGAAUACCUAUACCCUUGAACAAGGUGGUUUGCUUUAAAUGCCAUGGACAUGGACAUUAUAAAAAGGAUUGCCCCAACAUCAGAGUUUUCACUGCUCAGGAAUGGAGGGAAAUCAAGGAGGAUACCCAACCCAAGAUGAUCUUAGUAGUAAGAAAUGGUAGGGUGGAGGAGGAUUGGCCUCCAGUGGCUGAACAUGAGCCAGAUGGAUCUUACAGAGUUGAUGAAUUUGGCAAAACAGUAAGGUAUGAACAUAGUACUGAUGAAGAAGAGAUUGAGGAAGGAUUGGAGAAGGUUUUACCUGAGGAAGGCUACUACAACCUGAUUAUAAGGAGAAGCCUACACACUACUUAUGCUGAAGAAGAAAACAACCAGAGGGAAAAUAUCUUUCAAACAAAGUGUAAGGUAAAAGACCAAGUCUGUGACAUGAUUAUUGAUGGAGGAAGUGAAUCAAACUGUGUUAGCUUGGCUUUAGUGACAGAUCUGAAUUUGAAAACUAGACCUCAUGCACACCCAUACAAACUGAAAUGGCUGGACAACAAUGCUACUGGUACAGUGAGUAAACAAUGUUUAAUAGGGUUUACUAUUGGAUCAUAUAAGGAUCAAGUGUUGUGUGAUGUGCUAGAUAUGAAUGCUUGCCAUGUACUAUUGGGUAGACCAUGGCAGUAUGACAAGAGGAGCAUGCACAAUGGGUUUACAAACACCUAUAUCAUAAAGCAUGAAGGAAAGCUCAAGGAGUUAGUUCCCCUGCCUCCCCACAGAACUGUUCCCCCUCCUGUAAGGGAACCUGUACAUUUGAUCAGUAGGAAGGUUUGUGAGAGGGAAAUAAAGAAUAAGAAUGAGGUAUAUGUCUUAGUCACUAAGGAAGUAGAGCAAGCAGCAGAAAUACCUCAAGCAGUAAAACCCCUGUUACAGCAGUUCAAGGAUGUGUUCCCUGAUGAGUUGCCUGAAGGCUUGCCUCCUGUAAGGGGAAUUGAACACCAAAUUGACCUUAUACCAGGAGCUCCUUUACCCAAUAAACCAGCUUACAGAGCCAAUCCCACAGAAACCAAGGAACUACAAAGACAAGUUGAGGAGUUACUACACAAGGGAUAUGUAAGGGAGAGCCUCAGUCCAUGUGCAGUGCCCACUCUGCUUGUACCAAAAAAAGAUGGGACUUGGAGGAUGUGCAUAGAUAGCAGAAGUGUUAACAACAUAACCAUCAAAUAUAGGUUUCCCAUACCUAGGAUAGAUGAUAUGUUGGAUGAACUAUCAGGUGCCCACUGGUUCAGCAAGGUUGACUUAAGGAGAGCCCCCAGCACCUUUAUGAGAUUAAUGAAUGAGGUGUUGAGACCUUUUUUGGGAAAAUUCAUAGUAGUCUAUCUUGAUGACAUCUUGAUAUACAGCAGAGGAUUGAAGGAACAUCUUAGUCAUUUGCAGCAACUGUUUGAAACUUUGAGGAAACAGAAAUUAUAUGGGAAAUUGGAAAAAUGCAGUUUCCUUAUGAAGGAAGUGGGAUUUUUGGGAUUCAUUAUAGGUAAAGAUGGGGUGAAGGUUGAUCCAUCCAAGGUAGAGGCUGUGAAGAACUGGCCUGUUCCUACCUCUGUUACCCAAGUGAGAUCUUUCCAUGGCCUUGCUUCUUUUUAUAGGAGGUUCAUUAGAAACUUUAGUACCAUUAUGGCCCCAUAA